CCGGCAACUAAAAGGCUUAUCUACUAGGAAUUCUUUUUUUGUUAAAAUUACUUAAAAACAAUAUGUAAUAUAUACAAAGAUAUUCGAUAUAUAUAUUACAAAGCUUCUAUUUCAGACCUAAGCCCAUCUCUUUGUUACAUAUCUUAUAUAUCUCCCUCUCUCCCUCUUCUCCUUCUCUCUUUUCAGCUCUCUUCGGAAGUGAAGAUGGAUAUGUACAAAGAUGAUAGCUCACCAUACUGUUAUUUCCAUCCAAAAGAAGAGUAUGUUGGAGUUUGUCCUCUCUGUUUGAACGAGAGGCUUCUUGUUUUAGCUUCAAAACAGAGAUCAUCAAGAACCAAACACUCUUCCUCUUCACCAAUCAUCAGCCUCCCUAAGAUAUUCGCCUUGAGCUCUCUCCUCAGUCGCCUCGAUCUCCGUCACCGGAAAUUCCAUCCCUCCUCCGAUCUUGACGUCUCCACAAGCCAAGAAGAUUCCUUUAUAUCGAUAAAAUUCGAAAACGACGGAAACGCGUCGUGGGAAAAGAAAGCAGUAGUGACAAAGGUUUGUGUAGACAACAACAACAACAACACAACAAACUCAACAUGCAAGAAGCAGCAAUCUCCUAUAACGAGCAAUACCAGUAUCGUAGAGCACAAUAGUGCCAAGUCAUCGCUUAGAUGGCGCAAGCGUAUUGGUCAUCUAUUCCACGUCAUCAAACUCAAAUCAGGAUCGUCCACGUCUUCUUGCCAUGUGGCACCAUCUAAGGUCGAAGGAACCAAAGUGAGGAAACAGGGUUGGAUGGUGAGGACCUUAACCAGAAAAAAAUCCAGGAAAAGUAAAAGUUGAAUUUUUCAUUACUUUGAUUACCCUUUUAAAAAUAUUUUUCUACAUAUUUUUUUUUUUAGUUUAAUAUUUGGUUUGGUCGUUUUUUCAAUGAUUGAUGCUUCUGUUUGAAGAAGAAUUAUGUGGAAGGUUUUUUUGUAAGUAAUGACGAGACAUGGAUUUAAAAGCGAUUGAACUAUCCAUAGAUUAAGUUAUUGAAUUAAUUAGGUUUUUGUAUGUAGAUGUAUUAAGCGUAUGUAAAGGGACAAGAGUCUUGCCCUACACCAUACCUCUUUGUAGGCAUGUGGUCUGAAUGUGAUAAAGCCAUUAAAAGAUGAGAGAAGGGUCAAAAUAGGACUCGUCAAAAUAGCCUUUUAUCAUUAUUUCAAUAUGACAAAAGAGAAAGUUUUGAGCAAAGGAAAGAAAAGAAAAAGGUAUAAUUAAAGAUAGAAGAAAACUAGAAAAGUGAGUUGCUUUAAUAUAUUUUGCAUGGGAUUCUUGAAAUU
Arabidopsis thaliana (thale cress) is the source of this 1307-nucleotide messenger RNA. RefSeq lists its product as uncharacterized. Bases 205 to 825 code for a protein of 206 amino acids. The transcript has 2 exons. The record is from RefSeq and is marked reviewed. NCBI's taxonomy places the organism in Eukaryota, Viridiplantae, Streptophyta, Magnoliopsida, Brassicales, Brassicaceae.